AUGCGGAAUUUGACCCUGAUUAAAAAUAUUUUAACCAUGAAUAAACAGAUGGUUACUCAGCCAAAUGAUAAAUUUGAAACGGCGCUUCAGCACUUCCUGAAAACUAUUCUGGAAGAUGGAAUAAAAACAACAACAAAUGAUUUGAGCAUUAUUGAAUACCUUUUAAAGGCACAGGGGAAUACAAAAAAUUCCAAACAGAAGUUUACUAACAGUAGUUCUGAAAGCCCGGUGCAACUAGCUUGCCUCAUUGGGGACGAUAAUAUUCUGCUUUUAUUGUUGAAAUAUGGCGCUGAGCUCGAUACUGCUUCUUACGAUGAUGAAGAUGAGCCAUUAAUGAUCGCUGCAAAAUGUGGACAUGCGAAAAUUCUGGAGAUUUUACUAGCGAAAGGCUCGAAGAUUCACCGCCGCUCGCUGCAGUUGGCAGUAAAAAAGGGCCACACAGAUUGUGCGCAAAUUUUGUUGGAUGCGUUAACUAAAACAAAUAUCAAAGUUGCCGCACAAAUUUGUAUAGAAGAAUGUGACGUCAGCUUAUUGCGGUACUUAACAGAAAAGUUUAACAUUGAGAUCCAGGACAAAUAUUUUUUAUGGGUUGCUAUUGCUAGAGGCAACAAGGAGAUCGUAAACUUCUUGAUCGAGCGUGGUGCUGAUGUCAAUGCUACUUAUCAAGGUCACUUUAGAUUAUCCUGGAAGAAAAGUACUCGGUUGUUCACACCACUGGGCCAUGCUGCAUAUCAUAAACAUACGGAGGUGCUAAAAACUUUACUCGCCUCAGGGGCGGAUACGGGUGGUGUUGACGAUGAUGGGAACACGGCUUUGUUUUAUUGUGUAGAAAAUGACGACAUUGACGGAACUAGACAACUACUAGAGGCUGGUGCCAAUGUGAAUCACAGAAAUAUUAAAGGUUACACGCCGCUGUUAUAUGCUUUAGCAAAAAAAUGUGGGAAAACAGAAAGCUGUAAUUAUAAUACAAAAGGCGUUACAGCGGCACUGAUUAGCAUGGUUCAGCUGUUGAUAGGAUAUGGAGCGGAUGUGAACAUCUCAAACAACGAAAAUAUAACCUGUCUUUUGCUUCUGCCACCAUACUCAGAAAAAGAAAACAUUGAAAUGUUGAAGAUUUUAAUCGAGCAAGGCGCUCUUUUAGACACGUGUGAUGCCGGUGGAAACACAGCACUAAUCCUGGCUUCCAAAUGUCGCAAUGUGAAGAUGAUGAAGGAAUUAUUACAUGCUGGAGCCGAGGUAAACGCGCUAAAUUUCGAUGACAAAACUGCCCUUUCUAGUAUAUUUCAUUAUGAAAGAUACGGCUCCGUAAAUUGUGAGGCGCUGGAUCUCUUGCUUUCCUAUGGUGGCGUACUGUCAGGGGUUGAAUCUAGGACUGCGGUGUACACUCUGAUACAAGACUCCAUUGAUCAACAAAAAAAUGUAGUCAAAAUUCUUGGCAAAGGUGUCUACCCUUACACCUUCGAGAACGAGAGCGGAUCCUCAUUAGAUUUUUACAUUCCAAGUGAUCUGGAAGCGGUGACACCAGUCAGCUACGCUCUGGUAAGAAAAAAACCAGAUACAGCCAAGUAUUUGUUCUCCAAGAGCUUUCUGACUCUCUACGACGUGCAGACAAUACAGCACAGCAAACAGUUCAGAGACUAUCUCGUACAGCAAGGUCAUGUGACCAGUACUGAUGUAUACGACGCCAUUUUCGGCCAGCCGUUAACCCUUUUUACACUGAGCUUUGUGGUCGUGUCCGCGUCGCUGGGUGUCGACUUUGACAGACAGGAGAGGGUUAAUAGACUCCCCAUACCCCAAGCAAUCAAAAGAAAAUUACUGUUCCAAGAUCUUCAAGACUAAAACACUGCUGUCACGGGGGGUUGUAUAAGCCUACAAAUGAAUAUUACCUCGUU
This is a messenger RNA of Physella acuta, 1892 nucleotides long. Its product is annotated as ankyrin-1-like. The record is from RefSeq and is a predicted model, not a curated record. Gene Ontology annotation, molecular function: protein binding. Lineage: Eukaryota; Metazoa; Mollusca; Gastropoda; Physidae.